CCCACAGUACCUGGUUGACUAGACUGUCCCACUCCAGGACCCCGCAGCCCCAAAAUGUCUGGUGACGAGAAUGGCGGAAGCCCCGCCGGCGAGAAGCCUGAAGGCCAAGCCGUGUCCGAACAUCUCAACAUCAAAGUAACCGAUAACAACAACGAAGUGUUCUUCAAAAUCAAGCGCACCACGGCCCUGAAGAAGUUGAUGGACGCUUUCUGCGAGAGACAGGGCAAGGCUCCCAACUCGGUCCGCUUCCUGUUCGAUGGUAGUCGCGUCCAGGCUACCGACAGUCCAGAUUCGCUGGAUAUGCAGGAUGGUGACACUCUCGAGGUCCACCAGGAGCAGAUCGGUGGUGGCGCGAAUUAAGUACAGGAAUAACGACGACAUGCGCAACCGUGGCAGACACUCUUGAGGGGAUGGGACAAAGGAGAGGACCCAAGGGUGAUGACGAUUGGGAUAUACUAUGGUCUGGGCAACUUUCGG
Amorphotheca resinae ATCC 22711 is the source of this 477-nucleotide messenger RNA. RefSeq lists its product as hypothetical. The transcript has 3 exons. Gene Ontology annotation, biological process: protein sumoylation. Gene Ontology annotation, molecular function: ubiquitin-like protein ligase binding; protein tag activity. Lineage: Eukaryota; Fungi; Ascomycota; Leotiomycetes; Helotiales; Amorphothecaceae. The record is from RefSeq and is a predicted model, not a curated record. Gene Ontology annotation, cellular component: nucleus; septin ring. Bases 55 to 360 code for a protein of 101 amino acids.